Plutella xylostella (diamondback moth) is the source of this 2034-nucleotide messenger RNA. RefSeq names its product NKD inhibitor of WNT signaling pathway naked cuticle (gene nkd). The record is from RefSeq and is a predicted model, not a curated record. Lineage: Eukaryota; Metazoa; Arthropoda; Insecta; Lepidoptera; Plutellidae. Gene Ontology annotation, molecular function: calcium ion binding. Gene Ontology annotation, biological process: negative regulation of Wnt signaling pathway. Gene Ontology annotation, cellular component: cytoplasm.
CCCAAUAGCAUGCGCACGGGACAGUCGUUCGCUCCCCGCUCGUCACACUACUCACGCGGACAACUGGGUCACAAACUUCGUAAACACUUCAUUCGGGUCGAAAUAGUGUUCUGUGUUGGUGCAAUCAUAUAGUGCAGUGUCAGUGGCAACGGAUUUCUCUCUUUACCCUUGGAUUAACGCUUCGUGCGGUGCCUUUGAAGUACGGGAUGCGUGCGUGAGCGCAGCGCAUGACGUGCUACGAAACGUUGAGAGUGCCGGCACCCGCCGCGGACGCCCCCAUGGCACACCAUUUCGUCAAGUGGUGGCGCAACAAGUUCAGAAAUGGAUACAAGAAGUUCAGCAUUGGCAUGGAGGGCGAGCGGACAGACACGGAGGAGCUUAUGGGGCGCGCCGCGUCGCAGUGCUCAGCGCCGCCCGACCUGCUGCCGUCGGAGGCGCGCGCGCUGCUGCAGCCCGCCACCCCGCCCCCGCGCCGCGCACACCCGCAGACCCCCUCGCCGACGCAGGAAGAGAAACCCCGCCUCAGAUUCGAGGAGCUGACAUGCGACGUAGAACUGCAACACCCGCAGCCAUCCAAGCAGCAGCCGCUGCAGUUCUCCUUCACCCUUUACGACCUCGACGGCCACGGCCGAAUGACAAAGGAUGACAUAGCCGGCAUCGUGUCCACGAUAUACGAGUCGAUCGGCAAGUCGGUGACGGUCCCGCACUACGGGUCCAAGACUAUCCAAGUGAGGCUGACGGUGGUGCCGGAGGACGGCAGCUCGCGGGCGCGGCGCGCGCGGGGCGAGGCGCGGCGGCGGCGACAGCGCGCGCCGGCGGAACCCAGCGACGACGAGCAGCGCGAGGAGCAGCGCGACCGGUUCUCGCCCGACGACGACGCCUCCUCCAAGUCCUCCUCCUCCGACCGCCCGCCGCCCCCGCGCGCGCAGGACCGCCACCAGCGGCACCACCGACACUCCCGCAAGGAACACCGGGAACGCAAACACACCAAGAAACGAUCGGGAAGCCUCCAGCGGAGGGAACUACUAGAGAUCAUCCAGGCCAACAUGGAAAAGAACCAUAUGAACUUUCAAACUUCAAGAAAGCCCAGAGAACCAACGGUCGAGGAGGAAAUCACGAGUAAAUACCAGAAGAUGCGAAACAGAUCGUACACGGUGAGCGGGAAGCCGCUGCCGCACACAUUCCAGAAGAAGGCGGAGAGCACAGGCAACGGGUACCUGGACUUGGCAGGGGCGGGGGGCGGCGGCGCGGGGGUCGCGGGGGGCGAGGGGCACCUGUGUCGCUACGACCGCUACCUGCACGCCGUCAUCUGUUCCUCAGCCAAGCACGCCAACUCCGGCUACCAUCAGAAGCAGCAAGCGCCCCGCCCCCGCGCACCCCCCGCGCGCCCCCGACACGACCCUCCACACAACAACUCCGCCGCUCAUCCCAAGAUCCUCCAAAUCAUAUUCUUAUAGAACACAAGAAAGGGCAUCGCCGACAACGGCUUUGCUCUUUCAGCUACAGAGUGGACGAAUGUUAGUUACCAAGUGUUGUGUUGAAUCUGUGCGAUAUAUCCUGAUUGAUGGUUGACAUUAAUCAGUAUUGAAUACUCAUUUUUUUGUAUUGAAUCAAUUUUGAGUGGUGUGAAAUCAUGAUAGGGAAAUAGGUAUCUUUCCAUAAUUGAUAAGUCAAGAAAUGCAUAUUAAUGAAAAUCUUUUCAAGAAUUUCAAAUUAUUGCGUUGUGCCUUACAUUGACAAAUUAAUGGUAAAAGUUGUAUAUUUCUUAACAGUUGAAUACAUUUGGAAUGUUGAGAGCGAUUUCACGAAUUUAUGUAUGUAUUCAGUAAGUACUAUGUAUUAGUUAAUCAAUGCUCAGUAGGUAUUAUUAAUUAGGUGUUAAACUCGUUAUUGGAGUUUAUAUAGACUGAAAUAGUUAUAAGCGUUAGGUAUUGACGAGACUAAAAUGUUGUUACAUUGUUGAUUUACGCAUUAUUUCAAUGAAUUUAAAUCUUGGCAGUACUUACUUAUGAUAUUUAUGUACGGGAUGAUUAU